CCUGUUACAGAUAUCAGUCACAGCUCGAAAGAUCACAGAGGCUGCAUGGAAACAAAGCUGUAGUCUCCUACCAGAGAGGUGUAGAAAUGAGGUGACUUUCUCUUACACUCCUCUUGUGUUAGAUACAGACGUGCCUUCAUCUCUCUCUAAAAUCGAAACAAAGAGCAAAAGAUGCAAGAAAGCUCGCCCUAAAAAGCUAAAGGGCUUCAUCCCCCGUGGCCAAAAAGGAAACGUCCCCGGCUGACCUGCUUAAAACACCCAAAAGAAGGAUCCUCUUAGUUGGAAAACCUGGAAUUGGAAAGACAGCUGUUGCCCAUCAAAUGUUGAACCUCUGGGCACAGAAAGAUCACAGAGAACUAGAUUACAUGUUUUAUUUUGAUGUAAGAGACAUUUCACCCAGCACACAUCCCAUGAGACUGGAGGACCUUCUCUUUAACAUGUACAGUGAGCCAGAAGAAAGUAGAGAAGAAGUGUUACAGGAUAUUAAGAAGAACUCUGAAAACGUUGUCAUCAUUUUUGAUGGAAUCACAGACCUCUCCUCUCAUUCGGUGAUAAAGAAACUUGUGGACAAGGACCUCCUCCUUGAUGCAAAGAUUGUGAUCACAUGCAGACCAGAGGUUCCAUCAGGAGACUUCCUGACAGACUGGCCCUCGUUCAGAGUGGAGGUGAAAGGGUUCAGUAAUGAGUCCAUCCUUGGCUUACUUAACAAAGAUGUUGAGUGCUGAGCCUAACCCUACGCCAAACCAUGAUUCCCUGAGCAUUGUGUUAAACAACCUAGAGUUGUUCAGUCUGUGCCAUGUUCCGAUGUAUGCAUUGAUGGUGGUUGCCUGCAUGUAUUAUUCUACCCCAGAGGCUUCUAAGCAGCCAUGGCCUACAACUAAGAUGUACAUCAACAUCCUCCGUUACUGCAUCCUAAAACACAGUGGCAAACAGAUGAAUGAUCUCGACAAGUGUCUCGCAGAAAACAGAGAAAAAAUAUUGUCUUUAGCAGAAAUGGCUUUUGAUGCAACACAGCAAAAAACGAUGAACUUGACAGAACUGAGCUGCGAAGUAAGCAGUGUCCAGUUUUCUUUCUUGGGGGUUCUUAUGAUUAUGGUCGAGCCCACAGUAUCAGACACUUACUCUGCAUUUCUCCAUUACACAAUGCAGGAGUUCUUUGGUGCCCUUUGGCUCUUACAGAAUCCAGACAAAAUCAGAGAGGUUCUACAGAAGUGCCAGACUGAAGAAUGGAAACACACAAAACACAUGGUUCCUUUCAUGUGUGGGCUUCUGAAUGAGAGGAAUAUUCGAUUGGUAAAUGGUCUAGUUCCAGCUCAACAGAUCAAGAAGACGUCAGAUUGGUUCUUCAAGGAAGUGGUGAACACACUUCAAACAAACCAAGAUCAUGCAGAAGGUGGUGCUCCUGAGUUUGAGAUAGAUCUUCUGUUUUUAUGUCAGUGCUUGUAUGAAUCUCAGUCUACUGAGGCCUGUUUGCUUCUUCUGGACAAACUGGACUACAAUCUAGACCUGGAUGAAGAACAUGUGGAUCCUCACCAGUGCUGUGCAGUCUCCUAUAUGAUCAGUCAGUCUGCAGAGAGAAAGGUUGACUUGGACCUGAACAGCUGCACUGUGUCAGACCAAGGACUAAGGCUGAUACUGGGCUCUCUGAAGAAUGUCCGACAUCUCAGAUCUGACCCCUCAAUGCUGUGUCAACUCUGGACAACUUUGCUGCGCAGUGAGGCAGACAUGGACUUCACUAGCUUACUUGGGCUCUGUGGAUAUGAGUUGCACCUUCCAUUCCUGGGUGAAAGACGAGUGUUUGAGAGAGCAGACGAAGUGAUGAAGCAGAGCCUAGAGAGGGUUAACCUCUGUCUACACUGGGAUCGGAGAACUCUUCUCAGUGAGGCUCUCAGCAAGACCAUGUUAAAGUGUUUAACACAUCUUAACAAACUCCAGUGACUGUUUACACUGCCAGUACAUAUUUAUUCAAUGUCUUUGUGACUAUUCAUUCAUUUAAGUCGAUUAAAAACAUAGGUUGUCAAUGUACAUAGGAACAAUAUCAAGAGGUUAAUAUCUAGACAAAGAAGUCACUGCAACAAUACAACAAGAUAGACACAUGGCAACAGCAUUUAGCCUGUAAAAGAGGCAGUCACUUUCUACCUGUAUUUACAGUAUCUAAACAAAGACUUUCUUAUGCUUUAUGGUUCAGUUUUACCCCACUACAAGAUCAGACAGAAUCCCCUGAAAAACUAGAGAAAGAAGAGAAAUCAGUCCUACUAGAUUUGUGUCUACAAGCAGGAUUAUGUGACAGAGAAAUGUUCCAGGGUGCUGUGAACACACUGCAGUCACUGUUCUCUGUGUGUCAAACUGAAAGAUAUGACAUCCUGCUGGAUCUGUACUCACAUGUGAAGUACAAUAGGAAACAAGCAGGCAGAAGUAUCCUUCCAUCAUUGAGACCACUUUACCAGUCAGCUCCUGCAGUCUGGUCCAUAGACCUCUCAGAGAGAAAGGCUUCCCUCCUCAUAGAAAUGUUGAAACUCCAAUCAGAGAAAAAAUCAAUAGAGCUGAAAGGCUGGUCAGAUGAAGAGAUUGAAGUGAGGAGUUUCCUUCAGUGUCUGCCUUACAUCUCACAGCUGAGGUGAGUUGCGGCGGCAGCGUAGCCUAGUGGUUAGAGCGUUGGACUAGUAACCGGAAGGUUGCGAGUUCAAACCCCUGAGCUGACAAGGUACAAAUCUGUCGUUCUGCCCCUGAACAG
Molecule: messenger RNA, 2734 nt
Organism: Oncorhynchus gorbuscha (pink salmon)
Lineage: Eukaryota; Metazoa; Chordata; Actinopteri; Salmoniformes; Salmonidae
Exons: 2
Coding region: 682-1938 (418 amino acids)
Source: RefSeq, a predicted model, not a curated record